Messenger RNA from Penicillium nucicola, 1503 nucleotides. Its product is annotated as MFS transporter. Gene Ontology annotation, molecular function: spermidine transmembrane transporter activity; spermine transmembrane transporter activity. Gene Ontology annotation, biological process: spermidine transport; spermine transport; transmembrane transport. Gene Ontology annotation, cellular component: membrane. Lineage: Eukaryota; Fungi; Ascomycota; Eurotiomycetes; Eurotiales; Aspergillaceae. The transcript has a single exon. The coding region runs from base 1 to 1503 and encodes 500 amino acids. The record is from RefSeq and is a predicted model, not a curated record.
AUGGAGCCUAAUAGCCAACCCUUCGCUAUUGAGGCCAUGAAGUCUCAACUCGAGAAAGGAGCACAGUUCUCGCCGACAAAUCAAGAAGUUCGGCAUGUUGACCUUGUCCGCGACUGGAGUGGACCAGAUGAUCCUGAAAAUCCUCGAAACUUCUCGUUGUGCAUGCGUCUCUUAGGCACAUUUACUGUGACCUCCCUGGCCUUCGUGGUAGCCUUUGCAGGAGGAAUAUACGCUCCAGCUCAGAAUGAGAUAAUGAAUGUAUGGAAUUGCAACUAUGAGGCCGCUGUACUGCCUCUUUCACUCUACAAUCUUGGACUUUCAUUGGGCCCUAUCAUAGGAGCUCCAUUGUCCGAAAAAUACGGCCGAAGAGCUGUCUACGUCGUCAACACCCCUAUCUUCAUUCUCUUCUUAAUUGGAGCCGGUUUCUCGGACGGCAUUGGCAGUCUGAUCAUUUGCCGCUUUUUCGCCGGUGUUUUUGGCUCUCCAAACAUCAACAAUGCUUCCGCGACCAUUUUAGACUAUACACCCGACAUUCAUCGCGGCGUCGUCCUUGGCAUAUACUAUUCCAUUCCGACCGUCGGUGCAACCAUAGGGCCUCUCGUUGGAACCUUCCUUGUCCAAGAACGAGGCUGGAGAUGGACACAUUGGGUUCCAAUCAUCAUAACCAGUUUUCUCUACAUCCAAGUCUUAUUCACAAAGGAAACUUACAAGGCUGUGGUUUUACAACGCCGGGCAAUCAAACUAGGACUUCUGGACGCAUCGUCUCAGCGAUUCAGCGUGCUCAAAUCCCUUCGACACUUCUUCGUCACGCUCAUUCAACGCCCAAUCCACAUGCUUUGCACCGAGCCAAUCGUAACAUUCGUCAGCUUGUACAAUGGGCUCAUCUACGGCCUCAUUUACGCAUUUGUGAUUUCAGUCCCUUGGGUCUCGACAACAUAUUACAAUUUCGAUAAAACAGGAGAAGCCCUUUCCUACCUCGGUGUCUCACUCGGUAGUCUGAUUGCCUGUAUCCCAUUUGUAAUUAUGGAUAUCAUGUUCUACCAGAAACGCCUUCUAUCGUGGAAACAAACCCAUUCAUCGGGUGAAAAGAUGCCACCGGAAAACCGCCUCCCUUCGGCUAUGGUAGGUAGUUUCUUGCUUCCUGCGUCGUUGCUUGUGGCCGGUUGGACAGCUGAGAAUCGUGUUCAUUGGAUUGUGCCCAUUAUUUUCCAGGGGAUGGCUACGCUUGCCUGUCUUUUGAUCUAUGCAAGUGCCAAUAUGUUCAUGUUGGAUUCUUAUGGACCUCUCUACGGUGCCUCGGCUUCAGGUGCUAUGAUGUUUAGUAGAUAUCUGUUGGGUUUUGCUUUUCCAAUGUUCACGCUUCAAAUGUUUGAAAGGCUGGGUGCGGGCUGGGCAACGUCUAUUUUGGCCUUGUUGACUUUGGUCAUGGCUCCAAUUCCCUGGUGUUUUUGGAUUUAUGGACCGCAAUUGAGAAAUGCGAGUAGAUAUGAGACAAGUGGUUGA